This is a messenger RNA of Closterium sp. NIES-67, 2431 nucleotides long. The record is from the annotation of a GenBank genome assembly. Lineage: Eukaryota; Viridiplantae; Streptophyta; Zygnematophyceae; Desmidiales; Closteriaceae.
AAUUCCCCGAAGCCCGCCGCUUAGUCAUAAGUCGGCGUGAACCCGCCUCCCCUCGUCAGUCACAGGAAAUCCCGCGGAAUUUGUGACCUCGAUUACCGCGUUCAUGCGUACACCCGCGGAAUUCGUGUUCUCGAUUCAUCACACCAGCGAUCCCACUGCUUCCUUUCCAACACAUCCGUUUCAUCAGCGGCAUUCUCGCAGCGAAUCGCCUUCUGACACAGGAUCCUAAGCCUCUCGAGGCCUUCGCAACUCCGGUUAUCGAGCAGCGGAAAUAGUCGCGUAGUUAGACUUAGCUAGUCGCGCAUGGCUUCGGCUACGCUUGUCCUUCGAGCGGGGCUUCCCAUCCCUAGUACCCACGCGAUUCCGUCGAAGCCAGCGUGUGUCCCUGCGCCUGGGAAUUUGCCACGUGUCGCUGUUUCCAGAUCCCAUCUGUUCCAGCACAGCGACCGUCGCCUAGCAAAAGGGAAUCACUUAGCUUUCGAGCAGCAACGCGUUUCUGAAACCUUUAGAAGGCAUGGCUGUCCUGUCUUCGCACCACUGUCCUGUCUUUGCCCGUCAACGAGUCAACGACAAGUCGGCUCAGAGAUUCGUCGGCGCGGGCUUGUCGUCGUCCGGGCUGUCAGCAGUAGUAACGGUGAAACGCCAAAUGAAGCCUCGAGAUUGCCGAGGUCGCCGUUUACCUCCACGCCUCCGCUUGCAACGAAUGCUGUUCCGGUCGCACAAGCAGCCAUUCCCGCACAACCACGGACACCCGCACACCCAGUCCACGUCCCGGCAGCGACAUUCUUAAAACAACCCAACCUAUGGCUUCUGGAGUUUUCCCUAUUCUUAGCGACACUGAGGUCCGUAACGCUCGGCGCGCUCGCGACCGUACUCGCUCCUCUCCGCUCCGUCACCCUCCCGUCCCCACGCGCCGUCAAGCCCGCGUUUCUCACCCUCGCCGUCUGCCUCCUGCUCGCCGCGUCGCUCCCCAGCGUCGCUCACGCCGCGAAAUCUGGCGGACGCGUCGGCGGAUUCUCCUCCUCCUCAUCCUCCUCCUCUUCGCGCUCCCGCUCGCAAUCGCGCUCCGGCCCGUCGCAGUCUUAUUCCUAUUCUAAUCCUUCCUCCUCUUCCGCUUCCCGUUCCCGCCAUUAUUCCGCCAACCCCUCGCGCAACUUCUUCUUUGCGCCAUCCGCGCCGUUCUUUGCGCCUUCCCCCUUCUUCGGGGGGUGGGGGAGCGGAUGGGGCGGGGGGUGGUCCCCGUUCGCCCCGCGCCCCGCUGUGACGAUCAACGUGGGCGGAAGGGGAACCGGAGGGGGCGGGUUUGGGACGGUGGUUAAUCUCCUGGUGUUUGGAAUGGUGACGUACGCUUUAGUGCAAACGGUUCGGGGGUUUCUGGGGCAGUGGGAGGAGGACAGGGAGUUGGAGGAUGCAGAGCGGUGCAGUGUGGUGCAGCUACAGGUUGGGUUGCUGGGGUCAGCAAGGAGACUUCAAGCUGAUCUGGAGAGAAUAGCAGACAGGGCGGAUGUGACUACACCAGAUGGGCUGCACUAUUUGCUGCAAGAGACCAUCCUUGCUCUACUGCGCCAUCCAGACUACUGCGUCUACGGCUUCUCCUCUUCCGCUGCGUACCCUGAUGCCAACGCUGGCGAGACGGCAUUCAACCGAGCGAGCAUGGAGGAGAGGAGAAAGUUCCAGGAAGAAACGGUGGUCAACGUGGGGGGGAGGGUGGCGAGGAGAAGGAGAGGCAACCACAUGGUGCAGCAGGAAGGGAGCUCCACGGAAUACAUUGUGGUGACCAUUACAGCAGCGUGUGAGGGAACCUUUAAUCUGCCUGAAGUAAAAUCUGCAGCUUCCUUGAAAGACGCUCUAGCAAAGCUGGGUUCAAUCCCCAUCGACGAGCUACAGGGGGUAGAGGUGCUCUGGACGCCCCAGGACCCAUCGGAUUCUUUGGCAGCUGAUGACAUUCUGAGGGACUAUCCUACCAUGCACACCCUCUAGUUAUGUCCAACCCUGCCAUUUUACGGUACGCUUCAAGGCAUCUCUAGCAACUGGAGAAGGGGGAUGAAGUGCUCUGGACGCCCCAGGAGGACCCAUCUGAUUCUUUGACAGCUGAUUAUAUUCGGAGGGACUAUCCCACCAUGCGCACCCUCUAGUAAUGUAUAACCCUGCCCUUUUACGCUUCAAGGCAUCUCUAGUAACCCGAGCAGGGGGGUGAAUGAAAGUGCUCUGGACGCCUCAGGACCCGUCGGAUUCUUUGACAGCUGAUGACAUUCUGAGGGACUACCCUGCCAUGCGCAUGCUGUAGCUUGCAGUCUUUGCAUAUACACGAUUGCUUAGGCGCUUUAGAAUCAUGUGUGUGCUUUAUCGUGCACUCCUCAUUUGUAGAGCAUCAACAUCACUACAAAUGGGCUGAUCAACAUCAUUUUGUUGAUCAUCAAAAUCAACGGCC